GUACGAGGAUUAGCUUGGUGAGCUGCUAUAGUGUUCGGUCGGAUGUUGAAGAGCCAUUGGUUCACUACAUCCGGCUGCUGUGACUCUGGCGUUACAUAGCUGCUGUUUUUUGCAAACGAAAUCCAUCUCGCGGACACUUCUGCGGCCAACUCUGCUGUCCAUCGAGCCUUCAAUCGGUCCAUUUGCGGUCUGUGCAGGCUAUGCAAUCGUCCCGGGGGCACAGCCCACGCAGUUUUGUUGCUGGAGGGGCGCAAUCUGCCGUGAUGGCGUGGUGAAUCUCAUCUUGUUGAACUCGCAGCCAGACGUGUCCAAGUCCUACAAGUGACAUCAAGCUGGGCACACCUUCACGGGUUUGGAUUGUCGUGUUGAGUGUAUUUGUAACUAUCGGCCCCUUCUCAUCCUCAGUAGUACCUUUCUGCUCAUACCCCUCCUCGAUUCGCUCCCCCUCUUCUUGCUGUUCCUUCGUGAAGCGCACAUUGAAGACUUCGCAGGUCGACGGAAAAGAUUUCGACAUCAUCCGACGUUGAUCGCGUCCACAAUGGGGCUCCUGCUCAUUGCUCCAGUAAUCAUGAUCCUCGUGGCGUGCGGUCAUCCCCUCGGAAAUGGUGGCAUGCUCGCCACGGCGUUGGAUGCCCAAGCUUCCCAAGGCGCUGCUGCGGCUGCUUCAUCCUCGUCGACUGUCGGAGCAGCUUCUUCAUCUGAUCUCAGCUUCUCGGGAAGGCUCUGGCAUAGGCGGACUUCCGCCGGAGAAGAGGAACCUGGGCCCAAUCGUUGGGACGGAAGCUUGGCGACCGUGGACGAGCAGGGAAAACUGCAUCUUACGAUCUCCAGGAACGCAAAGGGAGGGUGGUCAUGCGCCGAGGUUCUCCUUCCAUCGUCUUUGGGGUACGGCACUUAUACGGUGCGGGUGUCAUCUCCCAUAAACGGCCUGCACGAGAACGUCGUCCUGGGGCUUUUCACCUAUGCCGAUGACGCACAAAGAGAGCUGUCCAACCCCCAUCGCGAGUUCGAUGUGGAGGUGGCCAAGUGGGGCGUUGCCAGCGACACCACCAACACCCAGUACGCAGUCCAGCCGUACCAGCUGCCGGGCCAACGCCUCCGCUUCACGGUCGCCGGGCAGGACUCCACGAUCCAUACAAUGACUUGGUCGCCCAGCUCUGUGUCCUGGACCAGCACCUCCGCGUCUUCGGGGGCGGUUCUCCAAACCUGGUCCUUCGAAAGCUCGCCAGAGGUGGGCGCCGUGCCAUCACCGGGCAGCGAGGUGUUCCACAUAAACCUCUGGCUGUUCGAAGCCAGCCUGCCUCAACACCACGCGGAUGUGGAGGUUGUUAUCGACUCCUCCUUCACACCUCUCAAGGCACCGGGUCGGAAGCUUUUAUCACUCCAACGGCUUCGCCGGCAUCGUGGCCAGCGCUCAGCAUCAUCACCGUGAUUCAGGAUCAUCUUGACGGGUUGAAACCGUUGAAUUGGAUAUUUAUUGCGCAUGUGUUCAUUUGAGGGCUGAUAAAAACAGUCCACUUCG
This is a messenger RNA of Chara braunii, 1522 nucleotides long. NCBI's taxonomy places the organism in Eukaryota, Viridiplantae, Streptophyta, Charophyceae, Charales, Characeae. The record is from the annotation of a GenBank genome assembly.